This is a messenger RNA of Exophiala xenobiotica, 1679 nucleotides long. RefSeq lists its product as uncharacterized. Gene Ontology annotation, biological process: DNA replication; DNA replication initiation. The coding region runs from base 1 to 1602 and encodes 533 amino acids. Gene Ontology annotation, cellular component: nucleus; nuclear origin of replication recognition complex. Lineage: Eukaryota; Fungi; Ascomycota; Eurotiomycetes; Chaetothyriales; Herpotrichiellaceae. Gene Ontology annotation, molecular function: DNA replication origin binding. The record is from RefSeq and is a predicted model, not a curated record. The transcript is spliced from 3 exons.
AUGACGGCUCUCCUCCCGCCACAUAUACUCGCUUCAUUAUUGCAGACUUGCCCAUGUCGAGAGACCCAAAUCAGGCAACUUGCAAGUUACUACCAUGACCUGUUCCCAAGUCCCCCCAUUCUCGUCGCCUACGGGCUUGAGAGCACGAGCAAGAGCGAGGUGAUUCUGAACGUCUUAGAUAAGAGGGAAAUCCCACAUGCGCUUCUCAGAAGCAGAGAAUGUCUCACGCAGCGACAUCUCCUUUCCAAGAUCUUUGCAUCCUGCGUUUCGGCCUUCGAGCAAGAAUCACAAACCGGGCAGUACGACAGAAUCGACAGCAUCAAUGCAUUGCUUGGGAAUCUACGCAAACUGUUUGAAAGAGCCGGACAGAGAAGGUUCGUGGUUGUCAUUGAGGGAAUUGACAAAUUGAAGCACGCCGGACCGACACUGCUGCCGGCUUUGGCACGACUGGGCGAUCAGAUUCCUGGGUUGUCGGUCCUCCUAACCUCGAAUUCGCCCAAGCCUCUCAUGCUGCAGAGAGCCGGCGUCCCAUAUGUUCACUUUCCUCCAUAUUCGCGGUCCGAAGCACUUCAGAUAAUCACCUCACCACUGUCGCCGCUUCCCCAAGCAGAUGUUGAGAAGGGAGUGGUCAAUAUGUCGAAGAUAUACGCGCAGUUCGCUAUAACCAUCUACGACUCUCUUAUCUCCGCUACUUCCUCCACGUCCAUAGAAACAUUUCGCAAGAUUUGCGACAACUUAUGGCCCACAUUCAUUCGGCCAGUAUUGACGGGUGAGAAACCGCCAGGUUCGGGGAGGGACCGAACAUGGGAUUUUGCAAAACUACUCGUAAAGAAUCGUGCACUUUUUCACUCGGAAGCUGAAAAUGCCCUGCAUGAUACACUUCCUGCUCAAUCGCCGCAACAACAGACCAAAACCGCACAAGAAACGAUGAUCGCACCCACGACACCAUCAAAACGAGCAGCUGGUUGGACUGAAGCUCCGACUUCGAGCAUACCUACGUCGAAAGUCCUGCAACGACGGCGACCACCCCUGCUAAAGCAUUUCCCUACGCUUGUCCUUAUAUCCUCCUACUUAGCCAGUCACACUGCGCCCAAACAUGACAUCCUCCUUUUCUCGCGCCUGAGCUCCGCCUCAAGUACAACCAGCAAGAAGAUUCGAAGACUCAGACAGACGCCUACGAAACGAAAGACGGGAACAACGCCAAACGCGAACCCAGAUGCUACAACGCAAACAAAGUCUCGGACAAAAUCGAUUUUCGCUGCUAAUGCGAACCUCGGUAUCCCGAGGCCCUUCAGCCUGGAACGAGUCUUGGCAAUUCUUCGCGCUGUCCACCCGCAUGGCAUACCAAACCGGCCUGGCCGCGUCGUGAGUGAUCGAGUAUAUCGUGAGCUGGGCGAAUUGGAGAAGCUUCGGCUGGUUGUCCGGACUACAGGAUCAGGUCUUCAUGGAGCCAGUGCAGCGACGGGCACCACGGGCACUGCUGCUGCCGAUGAUUUUACAGAAGAGAAAUGGAGGGUCAAUGUCGGUAGGGAUUGGGUUGUAGAUAUGGGCCAUGUAUGGGGUAUGGGGGUUAGUGAGUACGAGAUUGAGCAGGAUGUGUGAUCAACAUACGUUGUGCUAUAACUCAGCAAUAGAGAUGUGUCAAUUAGAAGAGAAUAUCCAAUUCCCUACAUAUAGUU